Molecule: messenger RNA, 5630 nt
Organism: Pogoniulus pusillus (Red-fronted tinkerbird)
Lineage: Eukaryota; Metazoa; Chordata; Aves; Piciformes; Lybiidae
Gene: CAND1
Product: cullin associated and neddylation dissociated 1
Exons: 15
Coding region: 151-3843 (1230 amino acids)
Biological process (GO): SCF complex assembly; protein ubiquitination
Cellular component (GO): nucleus
Source: RefSeq, a predicted model, not a curated record
CCCGCGCCCUCGCCUCCGCUGCCGGCCCCGGCCCCGGCUCGCCCCGCCGAGCAUCGUUCCCAGCGCCGGGCGAAGUGGAGCCGGCAAGGCCAGGAAGACGCUGCCUCCUCCUGCUCUCCUCUCCCUGCCCGCCCGGCCGGGUCCGCCAACAUGGCGAGCGCCUCGUACCACAUCUCCAACCUGCUGGAGAAAAUGACAUCCAGCGACAAGGACUUCAGGUUUAUGGCUACUAAUGACUUGAUGACAGAACUGCAGAAAGAUUCUAUCAAGCUGGAUGAUGACAGUGAAAGAAAGGUAGUGAAGAUGAUUUUGAAAUUACUGGAAGAUAAAAAUGGUGAGGUGCAAAACUUAGCUGUCAAAUGCCUUGGUCCUUUGGUGAGUAAAGUGAAGGAGUACCAAGUGGAGACUAUUGUAGAUACCCUCUGUACGAACAUGCUUUCAGAUAAGGAACAGCUACGUGACAUUUCAAGCAUUGGCCUUAAAACUGUGAUUGGAGAACUCCCCCCAGCUUCCAGUGGCUCUGCAUUAGCAGCUAAUGUUUGCAAAAAGAUCACAGGGCGUCUCACUAGUGCUAUAGCCAAGCAGGAAGAUGUGUCUGUUCAACUGGAGGCACUGGAUAUCAUGGCUGAUAUGCUGAGCAGGCAAGGAGGACUGCUUGUUAACUUCCAUCCUUCAAUUCUGACCUGUCUGCUCCCCCAGCUGACUAGCCCCAGACUUGCUGUGAGGAAAAGAACCAUCAUUGCUCUUGGUCACCUGGUUAUGAGUUGUGGCAAUAUGGUUUUUGUUGACCUCAUUGAACAUCUAUUAACAGAGCUGUCUAAAAAUGAUUCCAUGUCUACAACUAGGACCUAUAUACAGUGUAUUGCUGCUAUCAGUAGGCAAGCAGGUCAUAGAAUAGGUGAAUAUCUGGAGAAAAUAAUUCCUCUGGUUGUAAAGUUUUGUAAUGUGGAUGAUGAUGAACUACGAGAGUAUUGCAUUCAAGCCUUUGAAUCCUUUGUUAGGAGAUGUCCUAAAGAGGUUUAUCCUCAUGUGUCUACUAUUAUAAACAUCUGUCUUAAAUACCUUACCUAUGAUCCUAAUUACAAUUAUGAUGAUGAAGAUGAGGACGAAAAUGCUAUGGAUGCUGAUGGUGGUGAUGAUGAUGAUCAAGGGAGCGAUGAUGAAUAUAGUGAUGAUGAUGACAUGAGCUGGAAAGUGAGGCGUGCAGCUGCUAAAUGUCUUGAUGCUGUGGUCAGCACACGACACGAAAUGCUUCCUGAGUUCUACAAAACUGUGUCACCUGCUUUAAUAGCCAGAUUCAAAGAACGUGAAGAGAAUGUGAAAGCAGAUGUUUUCCAUGCAUAUCUUUCUCUUUUAAAACAAACUCGACCUGUGCAAAGUUGGCUUUGUGAUCCUGAUGCAAUGGAACAAGGAGAGACACCUUUGACAAUGCUGCAGAGUCAGGUGCCCAACAUAGUGAAAGCCUUGCACAAACAGAUGAAGGAGAAAAGUGUGAAGACUCGUCAGUGUUGCUUUAACAUGCUGACUGAGCUGGUGAAUGUGUUACCUGGAGCCCUAACACAACAUGUUCCUGUCCUUGUACCAGGAAUCAUUUUUUCACUGAAUGACAAAUCGAGCUCUUCUAAUCUGAAGAUAGAUGCUUUGUCCUGUUUGUAUGUGAUCCUCUGCAAUCAUUCUCCCCAAGUCUUUCAUCCUCACGUUCAAGCAUUGGUACCUCCAGUUGUAGCUUGUGUUGGGGACCCCUUUUACAAGAUUACAUCAGAGGCACUUUUGGUCACCCAACAGCUUGUGAAGGUCAUUCGCCCUCUAGACCAGCCCUCGUCCUUUGAUGCUACACCUUACAUCAAAGAUUUGUUUACUUGCACAAUCAAGAGAUUGAAGGCUGCUGACAUUGAUCAGGAGGUGAAAGAGAGGGCAAUAUCUUGCAUGGGUCAGAUCAUUUGUAGCCUUGGUGACAGCCUAGGCACGGACCUGCCCAGUACACUUCAGAUCUUCUUAGAGAGACUGAAGAACGAGAUCACUCGGUUAACUACCGUGAAGGCCAUGACGCUGAUCGCUGGCUCUCCUUUGAAGAUAGAUCUGAGGCCAAUCCUUGGGGAAGGAGUUCCUAUUCUCGCUUCUUUUUUGAGGAAGAACCAGCGAGCUCUGAAACUGGGCACUCUUUCUGCUCUAGAUAUUUUAAUCAAGAAUUACAGCGACAGCUUGACAGCGGCCAUGAUCGAUGCUGUCCUGGAUGAGCUCCCACCUCUGAUCAGCGAAAGCGAUAUGCAUGUGUCACAAAUGGCCAUCAGCUUUCUGACAACGCUGGCUAAAGUAUAUCCUUCCUCCCUGUCAAAGAUUAGUGGGUCCAUUCUCAAUGAACUUAUUGGGUUGGUGAGGUCACCUCUGCUUCAGGGCGGAGCACUUAGUGCCAUGCUAGAGUUUUUCCAAGCUUUGGUUGUGACUGGUACAAAUAACUUAGGCUACAUGGAUUUGCUGCGCAUGCUCACGGGCCCGGUGUACUCGCAGAGCACAGCACUUACUCACAAGCAGUCUUACUAUUCCAUUGCCAAAUGUGUUGCUGCCCUUACUCGAGCCUGCCCCAAGGAAGGACCGGCUGUUGUAGGCCAGUUCAUUCAGGAUGUCAAGAACUCAAGGUCCACGGAUUCCAUCCGGCUUUUGGCUCUGCUUUCUCUGGGGGAAGUUGGGCAUCACAUUGACUUGAGUGGGCAGCUUGAGCUGAAGUCUGUGAUAUUAGAAGCGUUCUCUUCUCCUAGUGAAGAAGUCAAAUCAGCAGCAUCUUAUGCGUUAGGCAGCAUUAGUGUUGGCAAUCUUCCUGAGUAUCUGCCGUUUGUCUUGCAAGAAAUAACGAGUCAACCUAAGAGGCAAUACCUUCUUCUUCAUUCCUUGAAAGAAAUCAUUAGCUCUGCAUCAGUGAUUGGUCUCAAACCAUAUGUUGAGAACAUCUGGGCCUUGCUCCUGAAACACUGCGAAUGUGCAGAAGAGGGCACAAGGAAUGUUGUUGCUGAGUGCUUGGGCAAGCUUACGUUAAUAGACCCAGAGACUCUGCUUCCGCGACUCAAGGGGUACUUGGCAUCAGGGUCCUCAUACGCUCGAAGUUCAGUGGUUACUGCUGUUAAGUUCACUAUUUCUGACCAUCCACAACCCAUAGACCCGCUGCUGAAGAACUGCAUAGGGGAUUUUCUGAAAACCUUGGAGGACCCAGACCUCAAUGUCAGGAGAGUAGCCCUAGUGACGUUUAACUCGGCAGCACACAACAAACCGUCGUUGAUAAGGGACCUCUUAGAUACUGUGCUUCCUCACCUUUACAACGAAACUAAAGUCAGAAAGGAGCUCAUCAGAGAGGUGGAGAUGGGACCAUUUAAGCAUACAGUUGAUGAUGGGCUGGACAUCAGGAAAGCAGCUUUUGAGUGCAUGUAUACUCUUUUGGAUAGCUGUUUGGAUAGACUAGAUAUAUUUGAAUUCUUAAACCAUGUUGAAGAUGGCCUGAAGGAUCACUAUGAUAUUAAGAUGUUAACCUUUUUAAUGUUGGUGAGGCUGUCUACCCUUUGUCCCAGCGCAGUGCUGCAGAGGUUGGAUAGGCUUGUUGAACCUUUGCGUGCUACAUGCACAACUAAGGUAAAGGCCAACUCAGUGAAACAGGAGUUUGAAAAGCAAGAUGAACUGAAACGAUCUGCUAUGAGGGCAGUAGCAGCGCUUUUAACCAUUCCAGAGGCGGAGAAGAGUCCGUUAAUGAGUGAAUUUCAAUCACAGAUAAGCUCUAACCCUGAGCUGGCAGCCAUCUUUGAAAGCAUCCAAAAAGAUUCAUCAUCCACUAACUUAGAAUCAAUGGACACUAGUUAGAUGUUUGUCCAGAAUGGGGACCAUGAUGUUGAACCAUAUGAUGCACUGAAUUGACAGGUUAGGAGUAAGAAACAGGAAAGAAAACCCAGUAUCUAAUCUCCACAUCGUUCCACUUUAUUUAACUUGAUGGAGACAGUUGGCUUUUCCCAUUGUUGCUUUUCUAGCAUUUAUUCCAGAAAUCUAUUUCCAUCCUCCAGAAUUUGUUAACCACUCUUUUAUUUUACUGGAUUUGGCCACAUUUGGGAAUGAAAAAGUUGUAUGGAAAUAGCUUCCAAUAUCCAUUUUGCCCUGUAACGUUUAGGAUUAAAAUGCUGAAAUUUUGUGACCGUAAUUAUUAUUAAUUUUGGGUUUUUUUGGUUCCUUUUAUUCUCUCUUUCUACUUGUAAACAAAACAAAAAAGCAGGGGGAGGUGGGAAUCAAUUGUUCAGCUGCACCAUGUUUUUUGUAUGACUUUUUAUUCUUUUUUUUUUUGUUGGUUUCUUUGGUUUUGUUUCAGCUUCAUAAAUUUGGUUUGGCCAGCAGAUGAAUUCUGUGUAAGAUUUAUUAUAUUAGAAGGGUUUUUGGGGGGAGGGACAGUUAAAAAAAAAAAAAAGAGGCAAACCAGACAUAAAUGUCAUUUCUAAAGGUGUGGGGGGAUUUGAAAACAGCUAUCCCUGUUGUGCACACUGAUUUUGCAUGAGCAAGUUUACAAAAUAUAUAUUGUCUGUAAAACAGCAUGUGCAGUGUAUUCGUAAUACGAGUCAAAAGUUGAAGUCCUGCUGUAGCAGUGCAGGUUUCAGGCAUUUGGACAUACAGACCCUACAGAAGAAGGGACAAAUGAAGGUUGAUUGUCUCUUAACCUAGCUCCUUAAAUGCCAAGGGUAUGAACCUGCAGAUGUUCUGACAGUAAAUAUGGCAGUUCCUGCAGUUUUCAUGUUUCUUUAUUCCCAAAGCUGGAGCUCCUCAAAUUGAGGUGGACCGAACCAGAAGAUGGAAGCAAAAUAGGGUGAGAUGGAGGUAAAUUGAGCAGGGAAGGUGCUCAGUGGCUCCUGAAGUUGGGAUUCAACUUUGCUUUUGAUAGGGAAGUAUGAGGGGAAGUUUUCCUUCAGUUGCUUCUACCUCCUAUUCUUUGUCCAACAGCUUUUGUUAAGGCACUAACAUAUAUGGUAUUACCUAGACAAGUACUGCCAGACCUUCAUUCCAUGGUAGGGAACGGUUGUAGGACUGAUAGAAAGCAACCAGAUAGAAGGAAAAAAAUCUACUGUGGAUAUGCUAAGGUAAUCUAGAAGUGGACCAGAAGGAACUGGCAGUCCCACAUAGAACUGGAUUUGGGAACUGAAUAGCAAAAAAAUGGGGAGCCACUGCCUCAGACUGAGACUUGUCCUUACUUGGUUAAUGCAGUUGCUUAGUUCCCUUCUUUUUCUCCCUAAUGCCAGAUCUGAAUUUGAUUUUUCUCUGGGUAACUCAGAUUUUUUUUUUCAGUCUGGCACUUUGUAACCUCAUCACAUGGAUAUGUGGCAUAAACUUCUACAUAGACUAAACAAGCAUACAUUUUGGUGACCCCAGGACAGUUUCCUGUGAGCAUCAGGGGCAAAUUCUUACCUUACAGGGCUGCAGUUUAGGAAGAGCAGGGGAGAUACUGGUGCAUUUUUCUUGACAUCUCCAGACUCGUUCACUAGUAGCAAUUUUAGUGCUGUACAAGUUCUUUGGAACUGUAGCAUUCUCUGUCUCCAAGGUCUUCAUACUAAUGUAAGAGUCGUCUUCUAGAAGUAGAAAUAAAGGAGAAUAAACCUACCAACACUUCUAAA